AUGGCCGGCUUCUUCCCCUCCCCAACCGCCAAAUGGCACACGACCACCUACCCUACCCUAUCCCCAACUCGCCCUGAACUCUCCGCAAAGGGUAAAACCGUCGUGGUCACAGGGGGAGGCUCAGGUAUAGGAGCCGAAAUAGCGCGAUACUUUGCCAAGGCAGGCGCAUCUCGAAUCGCACUACUGGGCAGGCGCGAACAACCUUUACUCGACACCAAGGCUUCUAUCGAGCAGAUCAACGCCGAUGUUGAUGUCUUCGUUGUUUCAACGGACGUCACAAAAAAGGACCAGGUCGACACUGCAUUCGAGAAAUUCGUCGGCGGCGACAAACCCGGGAAAAUAGACAUCCUAAUCAGCAACGCAGCCGUAGUCGGCCCCUUGGAACCCAUCAGCAGCGUCGAAGGCGAAUCCUUCCUAGACGCCAUCCACACCAACCUUCAGGGAUCCCUAUACGUCGCACAAGCCUUUCUACGGUACGCCAUUGCCAACGAUGCAGUCGUCAUUGAUAUCAAUUCUUCUGCUGCUCAUAUGGAUUUUGGGGCUGCCCUGGUGUCCUACAGCGUUGCCAAAUUGGCCGUUUAUAGGCUUUGGGAUUCCCUGGGAUUCGAGUUUGAGAAGCAGAGGAUGAGGAUUUAUCAUAUUCAGCCGGGUGUGAUUGAUACAGAUAUGAAUAGGAGUGUGGGCGGGAUUGCUGCAAUGGGAUUUGAGGAUCAUAUCUCCCUACCGGCAAGUUUUAGCGUCUGGCUCGCAAGCCCCGAAGCCCGAUUUCUUAAUCGAAAGUAUCUAUGGGUUAAUUGGGACGUGGAUGAGCUCAAGGCUCGCGCCAAGGAGAUUGAGGAAGGCCAGGAAUUCAAUAUUCAGGUUGUCGGAUGGCCCUUUGGGGAGAAGAAAUGGUCAUCUGCGGUUAACUUUUCCUCGUCUUCUGAAGUUUAA
Messenger RNA from Talaromyces marneffei, 933 nucleotides. RefSeq lists its product as uncharacterized. The record is from RefSeq and is a predicted model, not a curated record. NCBI's taxonomy places the organism in Eukaryota, Fungi, Ascomycota, Eurotiomycetes, Eurotiales, Trichocomaceae. Gene Ontology annotation, cellular component: cytosol. The coding region runs from base 1 to 933 and encodes 310 amino acids. Gene Ontology annotation, molecular function: oxidoreductase activity. The transcript is spliced from 2 exons.